AUGCCUUUUCGACAAUUUCGUGGGAAGGCGUUAGCUGCAACAAUCUUUCAGCGACUGUGUGCAUGCCGUUCAAUUACCAGCUCACUGGCCACGAGAGCGAAAAAGAUGCCUGACAGACCGGCAUUGAUCAACGAAGAUGAAUUUACCGAAGUUUUUCUCAAGGGGAGCGGGCCGGGCGGCCAGAAAAUUAAUAAAACCUCGUCAGCCGUUCAGCUACGCCACUUGCCUACAGGCAUUGUGCUCAAGGUGCAAGAGACGCGCUCGCGUGCCCAGAAUCGGAAGAUUGCGCGCGAGAAGCUCGCGCUACGGGUGGAGCAACUACAGAAGGGCGAGGAGAGUCGCCUGGCCGUCUUGAAAGCGACCAAGACCAAACGAAAGGCUAGCGCAACGAAGAAGAGCCAUCGCAAGUACCGACUCUUGUCUCAGGUGAAGGAGGAAGGCGUAGAUAAUCCCCCUCCCGAAAUUGCGGAAGCCUAA
This is a messenger RNA of Blumeria graminis f. sp. triticale, 477 nucleotides long. NCBI's taxonomy places the organism in Eukaryota, Fungi, Ascomycota, Leotiomycetes, Helotiales, Erysiphaceae. The record is from the annotation of a GenBank genome assembly.